Messenger RNA from Porites evermanni, 2458 nucleotides. Lineage: Eukaryota; Metazoa; Cnidaria; Anthozoa; Scleractinia; Poritidae. The record is from the annotation of a GenBank genome assembly.
AUGGCUCUUUCUGUAAAGGCUUACAUUCACCCGGACACAAAUCAACAAGAAAUUCGUCGAUUCGCCAUCGACGAAGGAGUCUCUGCGAGCUACGCCUAUUUGGCACAGAAGAUAGAGCAAGUGUUCCCAGUUGUGAGGGGCAAGAUUUUCAAACUUUUUUGGAAAGGUAAAGCGUAUUUAGUUUACUUUGAUUUUAAAUUUGCUCGGUAGAAAGACGUUACUAAUACUGGAUCGAACGCAGAUAAACAUUUUUUCGCGCUAAUUUGCAACCUGCAGAGACGCUCAAUUGCGUUGAAAAUUGUAUUUCCCUUUCCAAACAGAUGCAGAUAAUGAGAUGAUAACCUUCUCAAGCGACGAAGAGCUGGUGGAGGCUUUAGGGAGCAUCAGCGGAGAUGUAUUUCGUGUUUAUGUCAAGGUCGAUGAAAACUCUUCUCGAGAUUAUUCUUUGGGAGAGGGUAAGAAGAACCUUCAAUUGUAAUGAUUUUCAAUAAGCUUAUGUUAAAAUGAAUUUCUGUCAUUGUCAAAAAGUUGCGACAUUUUAUGUGCUUUAGCUUGGAACUUCCCAUUUUUUCGUCAUGAAGGUCUUUUCAAAAGUUCUUUAUUGGUAUUUUAUUUUAGUUCUUUAUUGGUAAUUUAGUUGAACAAAUGCAUUAAUUAAGCUAAGUUUCACUCAAAAAACAAAACGUGGCAAUUUUGAGUCACCAGUUCUUUUGAAAGAAUCCCAGUCAUCAUGAGUCAGCAAAAAUUUGGACAGUGAUUAACAGUAAACAGAAAAGCGAUUUGCUUGCAUUUGAAAAUUAUAUUGAGAAUAUUUCUCAAAAAUUAUGUUACUCAUUGUCUUGUAGUCUUUUUGUAAUCUAUUUCUGUUACAGUAUCAAGGGAAAACUAAAAGGCCCUUUUAUUCUUUUUUCCAGGGGAAGGUAUAAAUGCAGAACAGUCUGGCCCAGCUCAUCCUGGUGUGGUCUGCGACGGCUGCGAGAAGCACAUUUUUGGAAUUCGCUUCAAAUGUGUGGUGUGCCCAAACUUUGAUCUUUGCCAGACAUGUGAAACCAAAGGCAAACAUAAGGAACAUGAGAUGCUGCGCAUUUCCACUCCAAGAGAUCCAGGUUAUAACUUUUUCCAUGGCAUGAAUCCAUUUGCAUUCCAUCCCCCACAUCACCCUCCUCAUGUCCCUCCACACCACCCUCCCCAUGGUCCUCCACCACACCCACAUCUCCAUCCAAAUGUUCAGGUGUAUGCUGACUUAGGGCAUGGAUUUGGUCCUUGGGGGCGUGGUGGUUAUGGACGGAGGGGAAGUCGUCGACGUGGAGGAGGAAAACCACGUUGUCACAGUGGACAAAACAAGUAUGAUCGCCAUGCUCAAACAGAUUCUGGUGAAGAACCUAAUGAAAGUACUGAGGUUCCUGUUGGCCCACCAUUUCUUCAUGCUGUCGGGGAGACUAUUGCUUCCUUCCUUGGACCUUUGGGUGUAGAAGUGCAUACAUAUGCCAGUAAUGAAACAGGUACAGUACGCUGUAUUUAAGGCUAUUUGGGAAAAUAGUACUAUGUGCCAGGCAUGACUAAAAAAAACAAAGCAAAAAAAAAAAAACACUUUAUUUGAGUUUCAAUGUUUUUAGCGCAAAAGGACUAAAUAAAUGUUGAGGAAGCUAUUUUUACAUCCCCUAAUGGAGACGGGAGGUCAUAAAAUCCUUACUUUUAUGACCGGGAGUAUUUGUCCCGCUCUGGUAAUUGAACCCACAACCCCCUGCUCUACUGUUGUAGCAAAUCCUGUUAUGGUAACACUUAGGUAUAUUUUUGGAAAAAAAAAAAUUUUCCUAGUUAAAGCGGCAUAGUUUAAAAUGCUGUAAAGAACUUUAGUUUCAUUAGACAUUUGUAUGACCUGUGCAUUUUGUCUGCUUUUCAGAGAAAAAGAUAUCUUUUGUUUUAUCUUAGCCUGAGAAAACAGCCGACAUUUGGUGACACUACCACUGGUUUGCAUGCCAAAUGACAUCUGAGAAGCAAGUGCAGAAAUUCCAUACCAAUGAGGCAUCAUUACCCAGAUCUGAUUUGUUGUGCUGCUUGGGAAAUUUGAUUCAACCAAUCAGAAGCACAACCCAGAUUUUGGUAGUGAUGUGUCAUCAGUAUGGAAUUUCUGUGCUCGUUUCUCAGACGUCAUUAUUUUGUUGGGGAAACCAGUGGUAGCAUUGCCAAAUGUCCGCUGUUUUCUCAGCCUAGUUUUAUCUUUACCGUGCUGUCAUUAGAAAGUGAAUGCAUUUAUAUUUUUUAUAUUGUUGAACAUUUUUGUCAUUAUGAUAUUUUUCAUGCAGAUUGUUGCCAAGGUAGAUGUCAGGAUGGUUUUAGUGAAAACUCAAACAAUGCAGAAGAUGGUCCAUCAGGGGAGUCCACAGGCACACCAGCCAAUGAAGGCCAAGGUGACACGGUACCUGUGACUUCUGUAAAUGGAGAGACGGCAGAAAUG